AUGUUAAAAGGGUUUCCUGUUAAGGCACUCAUUGCCACUCUGUUCUCCUAUGGGGUGGUAGCAGACGGAAAUGGCCUCAUCGGAUGGGGUAUUACAAUGUAUGACCCGCCCUGCGCAUUCGCAUGUCGCGGUGUCAUUUCAAAAUGUACCCUGCUUUGCACUCCCAAAGACGGUACCGUCAAUCAUGGAACCAGCCAUCAUCCCGUCUCCACGCCACCGGAUUGCUUUACUACAGAUGUUGCUUUCAUGCGUACGAUGGCAUUGUGUAUCGACACUUACUGUCCUACCAAUGGUGCGCCGUCUUUGAGUAAGAUCGAGGACUAUUGGUACGGACAUCUGGGUACCGGAACUGUUGGUAAUUAUAAAUGGGUCCCAACUAUGUCUUACACAGAAGCUCUGCUGGCGGCCAAAGAAGAUGAGCGCAACGGUGUUAAAUUUCCUAAUACCACGACUACUUCGGUCGACGAACACGCAGGCCAUAAUAUGCUUCGCGCACGAGUCCUUCGACGUUACGAAGACUCCAGCACAUUACCAAUAAUUAAAUCGAAACAGCCACUCAAUGUUACUAGUAUGAUUAGCGCUAGUGAUUGGAAAUCACAAUACAAUGGGAUGGUUACCUUCGAAACCAACGAGAAUGGACACUCUACAUAUACGAUCAUAUUGACGCUAGUUGCCCUCCUACUGCCCGUGGCCCUUUCCCUUCUUCGUUUCAUCCCUGGGCUUACACGUAGCAAAGGAUGGACCUAUUUUAAUUCCGUUCUAAACUACCCGGCCGUUUGGGGUACCAGCCAUCGUGAACCAGUAGCAAUGAUAGCUGGGGGAGGCCUCGUCCCUACGCGAGGCCAAGCUAUGUAUAUCACAUUAAUCAGCAUCCUUAAUAUAGUUUUCCUUGCGGCCCCAUAUAUCUACCUCUACCCUCAGUCGAUAUUCGGCUCCCGCGACGAGCAGAAUAUGAGUGUUAUGGGAUGCCGGGCCGGCGUUCUAGCCGUUGGAAACAUGGUAGCCAUGUUUGUAUUCUCAUCUAGAAAUAGUGUACUCCUCUAUAUCACGGAUUGGAGUCAUAGUACUUUCCUUCUCCUCCAUAGGUGGCUCGGAUACUGGACCAUCAUACAGACGGUUCUUCACUCAAUUCUUCUCCUUGCCUACUACGUCCGGUACGGAGAUUAUGCGGCGGAAUUGGCUUCGUUGUACUGGAUUUGGGGGAUUGUCGCAACGGUAGCUGCUGUUGCAAUCUGGGUGUUUUCACUCCUCAUCGUUCGACAAAAAGCAUAUGAGUUCUUCUAUAUCACGCAUAUUAUUCUGAUCGUCCUGUUCCUCGUCGGUUAUUAUUAUCACAUUUGGUACCGAUAUACCUACAACUGGGGGUAUGAAAUAUGGGCCUUCAUUGCAAUUGGUAUUUGGGGUAAGGAUAGAAUUUUGAGGGCUGGUCAGAUGAUCUACCAUGGUUGGAGAACCGCAAAAAUCACCAAUGUGGAAGGCUCCAACGGCGAAUACAUACGCAUCGAUAUCGAUGGAGUCCACUCCGAAGGUGUCGUCUACCUUUGCUUCCCAACUUUGGCAUUUAAUUUUUGGCAGACCCAUCCUUUCUCAAUAACAUCCUCCUUCGCUCGUCACGGUUCAGCCCAACGAGAAACACUCACAAAGUCGACCGAUCAGGAUUCUGAAAAGCAGGCCGAAGCAGAAAUCACUGUCAUUAGUCCGAACCAGUCAGAUACAGCCUCCACAUCAUCGAUCCCGCCUCACGAAGUUAUAUCUCGUAUCAGUAUUAUAGUUCGUACCCGUGGUGGUAUAACUUCCCGCCUUGCCGCAAGGCUAGCGACGGCGGGUGCGGAGCUUCACUUGCCUGUUCUCAUCGAAGGGCCGUUUCAUUCGAGUGUAUCUUCACAGUUGGCACAAUGUAGCACCGUGGUAUGCAUUGCAGGAGGCGUGGGUAUCACAGGAGUCCUACCACAUCUACACCAUUUUGGUGCCCCCCGUAACGGCCGUUUGUACUGGGGUAUACGGGAUACAAGCCUCAAUAAUAUACUCGCCACAGAGAUAGCCGACCUUCCUGCAAGCAUACAGGUCGAAACUGUUGUUGGAAAACGUCUGGAUGUGGAGUCUAUUAUACGAGAAGAGUUAGCCAGUCGUGCUUCUAAUAGUCUAGUUGGAAUCGUGGUUUGUGGCCCUGCGGGUUUAGCCGACGAAGUUCGAAGACAAGCCACAGAUCUGACGAGACGUGGAGCUACAACGGCCCCAUAUCUUCUUAUCGACGAGGCCUUUAGCUGGUAG
Molecule: messenger RNA, 2271 nt
Organism: Orbilia oligospora ATCC 24927
Lineage: Eukaryota; Fungi; Ascomycota; Orbiliomycetes; Orbiliales; Orbiliaceae
Exons: 2
Coding region: 1-2271 (756 amino acids)
Biological process (GO): copper ion import; intracellular iron ion homeostasis; iron ion transport
Cellular component (GO): plasma membrane
Molecular function (GO): ferric-chelate reductase activity
Source: RefSeq, a predicted model, not a curated record